GAGCCGGCAGCUGACAGCACACUGCAGCCCUGCUGUUGUCACCAUGAGGGCCGUGCUCUGGGACCUGCUGCUGCUCUGCCUCUUUGCCCGUGCAAGGAGUGACUGUCGAGGGGAUUGCCUGCGCUGCGACCGCCACUUCUACCGGGAUGGCUUCGACCUCCUCGUCUGCAUCCUGGAGUGCGAAGGCGAAGCCGUCCCGCGGGCCACCUGGGAGAUGUGUGCCACCAGCAUCCGAUCUGCGCCGCGUCCAGGUGCCGUCGGUGCCGGCGUCCUCGGUGCCAUGGAGCCGGCUGAGGCGGUGGCGAGCCCGCUGCAGGUAAGCGAGCUGCUGCGGCGCCGGGACGCCGAAGACGGAGGUGCCGGGAUGGCGCCGGGCGCUUUCCCAUCGCAGGACGAGGACAUUUCCCGGCGGCUCGGAGGUGGCUUCCCACGGGGGACACGCGGCUCGUGGCCGGCGGCCCGUGGGGUGCAGAAGAGAUACGGGGGCUUCAUCGGGGUGCGCAAAUCGGCGCGGAAGUGGAACAACCAGAAGAGGUUUAGCGAGUUCCUGAAGCAGUACCUGGGCAUGUCGCCCCGCUCCAGUGAGUACGACAUGGCCGGCGACCUCAGCGAGCACAACGAGAUCUAGCCGGCCCCGCGGCACCGCGCCAUGGACACGCGCACCAUGGCCAAAAAGUCAAUCCAUUGCCCCAACCCCAAAACCUCCGUUAGGAAGGGUUUCUCCAGGAAGCGAUGGCUGCUUGUUGGUUUUCUUUAUUAUUAUUGUUUUGUUUUGUUUUGUUUUUCAUUGUACCCUCAAAAUAUCAUAAUUUUACCCCCUCAGCUCCUACCCAUCCUUUGCCCCUUUUGCUUUUUUUGGUUGGCACGUUUUGCCCAAGAAACACCAAUUUUGCUCCGCUGAAUGGCGAUGCUGGAUCUUGGGAUGCUCCAGUGCUGUGUUCCCCAUUCCUAAUGGGUGCACAUCAAAAACAGAAGGGAAAAAAAUAAUGGCUUGGAAACACCAAGCCCCAAGGCUGGGCUGUGAGUUCCUACCUCAGUGACACCCCAGAAAUAUCCCUUUGCCAUAGGUCACAUUGGGAUGUAAGGCAAAAGGGUUUUGUCCCCAACACCAUAAAAGUGUGCAGAAUGUUUCAGCCUCCUCCUCCCAUUAGAAAAAACAAAAAAGACCAUAAACCAGACCUGUUGCUUCUGUAAAUGAGAUGACUCUCCCCCAAAGCAUCGCAUUGGCAAAACCCAGUGGUGAGCGGGUAGCAUCCCCCUGGGCCCAGGAAACAGUGCUGGGAUGCUCUGAGCCCCCACCCCACAUCCAACCACACCCUGUAACACUGAAAUUAAGUAGAAUUUUUUAUUUCCCUCCUCCUUUAUUAUUAUUUUUGCCUUUUUUUGUUUGUUUGUUUGUUUGUUUUUUUGCUGCAAAGCAUCUCCUUAAAACCAGGGGAUUCCUUUCCAGCCCCGCAGCCCGCAGGGCAGAGCAUCUUGGGGCAAAGCAUCCCGGGACAAAGCAUCCCGGCCCCUCUCUUGCACUGCUCUCAGCUGCAAUUAUUAUUAUUAUUUUUUUUUAUUAUUAUUAUUUUUAUUUUUUCUGUUUUGUUUUGUUUUUGUUUUUGUUUUUGUAGCGUUCCGGCACCGCGUCCCGGCACCUUCCGCCAGGCACAGGCAAAAUUAAACCCUGCUCCUGUCCACCCAAGCAGCCUCCAACCUCUCUCUGACGGACCCCAAAGCGCUUCAGACUCGCACGCGUCCCGAAAUCAUUUUUCUCCCUUCUCGAGAGCAGCCAACCGGGUGCAAUUUAAGCCAGGACGGGAAAGGAUGAGGCCACCGCCGGAGCCAGGA
Molecule: messenger RNA, 1833 nt
Organism: Lagopus leucura (white-tailed ptarmigan)
Lineage: Eukaryota; Metazoa; Chordata; Aves; Galliformes; Phasianidae
Gene: PNOC
Product: prepronociceptin
Exons: 3
Coding region: 44-628 (194 amino acids)
Biological process (GO): sensory perception; chemical synaptic transmission; neuropeptide signaling pathway
Cellular component (GO): axon terminus; plasma membrane; dendrite
Molecular function (GO): opioid receptor binding
Source: RefSeq, a predicted model, not a curated record